Molecule: messenger RNA, 1110 nt
Organism: Morus notabilis
Lineage: Eukaryota; Viridiplantae; Streptophyta; Magnoliopsida; Rosales; Moraceae
Product: pentatricopeptide repeat-containing protein At4g18975, chloroplastic
Exons: 7
Coding region: 129-929 (266 amino acids)
Molecular function (GO): protein binding
Source: RefSeq, a predicted model, not a curated record
CACCGCUCUCUCUCUCUCUCUCUCUAGGACGACGACGACAAGAGUGAAGAGCUUUGUCUUUCUUAGCAUCUGAUCUUAUACGUCCGAGUUCUGAAGCAGCGCCGCCGCCGUUCUCUUUCGCGACCAAAAUGAUUGGGAUUGGUCGAUUAAGUCGGUUGGGAUUGAGAAGAUUCCAAAUUAUUAACCAUGGCUAUAGCAGUAUUAGUAGUAUAAUGGUGCAAAAGACUGCAAAUUCUCCAUCACCAUUGGAGGGUCAACGCAACAUCCAAGCCCCCGGUCAUCAACACCGGGAGAAAAAUGCCGCGGGCGAUAUAGACAAGUACCGAAUCUCUGGAAAUAUUGCGAAAACGGACAAGGUCGAUUUUCUAGUGAAGACCCUUCGUGAUAUCAAGAACAGCAAGGAGGCUGUUUACAGUGCGCUUGACGCUUGGGUUGCGUGGGAGGAAAACUUCCCUAUAGCAUUGCUUAAAGGGGCACUGCUUGUUCUUGAGAAAGAACAAGAGUGGCAUAGAGUUGUGCAGGUCAUUAAAUGGAUGCUAAGCAAGGGGCAGGGAACGACAAUGGGCACAUACGGGCAGUUAAUACUAGCUCUAGAUAUGGACAAUAGAGCUGAUGAAGCACAUGAAUUUUGGGACAAGAAAAUCGGCGGCUAUUACCAUUCGGUUCCUUGGCAGUUAUGCCGGCGAAUGAUAGCUAUAUACUACCGCAACAACAUGUUGGACAAACUCGUAGAGCUUUUCGAGGAGCUGGAAGCAUAUGAUCGAAAACCUCCUGAGAAAUCAAUAGUGCUUAGAGUGGCAAACGCAUACGAGGCUUUAGGCAGACUUGAAGAUAAAGAGAGGAUCUUGGAGAAGUAUAAUGAUCUUUUCAGCAAAGAUGAAUCACCCAAGAAGAAGUCAAGGAAGCCCGUUUCUAAGAAAAAUAAGUAAAGCAGUUGUGGCUGUAACUCAUUUAGUUUCUUGGGAUUUUUACCCAAUUUCUUUGAUAGGUAUGCUGCUUCUUAAUAUAAAUUAAUUUUUUACUAUAUGGGAAAGAAGAAUUGUAUUUCUCGUAGACAAUAGAUCAUUUAUUGGCACAAGGUCCCUUCAACCUAUUUUUGUUUGGGUAGUC